Messenger RNA from Trichosurus vulpecula (common brushtail), 1009 nucleotides. RefSeq names its product olfactory receptor 10R2-like. Gene Ontology annotation, molecular function: olfactory receptor activity; G protein-coupled receptor activity. Gene Ontology annotation, biological process: G protein-coupled receptor signaling pathway. Gene Ontology annotation, cellular component: membrane. The transcript has a single exon. NCBI's taxonomy places the organism in Eukaryota, Metazoa, Chordata, Mammalia, Diprotodontia, Phalangeridae. The coding region runs from base 1 to 942 and encodes 313 amino acids. The record is from RefSeq and is a predicted model, not a curated record.
AUGAUUCCUCCAGCCAACCUUACUAUGGUUAAUGAGUUCCUGUUGCUGGGCUUCUCUUACCUACAGGAAAAGCAGCUUCUGCUUUUCCCACUGUUCCUCUGCCUUUAUCUGCUCAUUCUGAGUGGGAACAUCACCACAGUGACUGCCAUCCGCCUGGAACAGAGACUCCACACCCCAAUGUACUACUUCCUGAGUGUUCUUUCUGUUUCUGAGAUCUUUUAUACCAUUGUCAUCCUGCCUAAGAUGCUCCUCAACCUUCUUUCUGUGCUCAGGACCAUCUCCUUCACCAGUUGUGCUGUCCAGAUGUUCUUCUUCCUUGGCUUUGCUAUCAAUAACUGCCUGCUGCUUGGGGUGAUGGGUUAUGACCGCUAUGCUGCUAUCUGCCACCCUCUGCGCUACCCAAUCCUCAUGAGCUGGCAGGUGUGUGGGCAGCUGUCAGUCACUUGCGGCAUUUUAGGUUUCAUGAUCUCACUAAUUUUGGUUAACUUGGUCUUUAAUCUCCCCUUUUGUAAUUCCAACAAAGUCAAUCACUACUUCUGUGACAUUUCACCUGUCAUUCGGCUUGCCUGCACAGAUUCAGACACUCGUGAAUUCAUCAUCUUCAUCCUUGGAGCUCUUGUGCUUGUGGCCCCCUUUUUCUUCAUUUGCAUUUCCUAUUUCUCUAUCUUGAGAACCAUCCUGAAUAUCCCCUCAACUGAGGGGAAGAAAAAGGCCUUCUCUACCUGUGCUUCUCAUCUCACCGUGGUAAUCAUUCACUAUGGCUGUGCUUCCUUCAUCUACCUGAGACCCACAGCCAGCUAUAUUUCCAACAAGGACCGCUUGGUCACAGUGACAUAUACCAUCAUCACACCUCUGUUGAAUCCCAUGGUGUAUAGCCUCAGGAAUAAAGAUGUACAACUGGCCAUAAGGAAACUACUGAGCAGGGAAUUUUACCUGAAAUGACACAAUUUGAUUGGUUUCUUUGAUAAUUCAGCUUUGGUGCUGAAUAUUCUCCCAAAUUAUGCUUGUA